Molecule: messenger RNA, 435 nt
Organism: Knipowitschia caucasica
Lineage: Eukaryota; Metazoa; Chordata; Actinopteri; Gobiiformes; Gobiidae
Source: the annotation of a GenBank genome assembly
AUGACUAAAACCAAAAUUGCCGGUGUUUGCCCUCUUUGUGGGUCCAAGAGAGAGAGGCUGAGCCGCCACAUUCAGACGUUCCACGGUGUCACCAACCCUCGUGAGAGGGACAUCCUAAACCGGUUGGCCAAAAAAAGAGUGCCUGAAGGAGCUGGCGGCACUCAGGGCCUCCAGGGGGGGUCCGGGCUAGACCUUCGGCAAGCUAGACCUUCGGCCAAGCUAGACCUUCGGCAGGAUGGUGUGGAGGAUGAUGGGGAGGAGUGCGGCCAGCCGCCUGUAGAGGAGCUGGCGGCACUCAGGGCCUCCAACCCGGACCCCCCCAUGGUGUCCGAGCUAGACCUUCGGCAGGAUGGGGUGGAGGAUGACGGGGAGGAGUGCGGCCGGCCGCCUGUGUACGCAGGGUGGACAACCUCCUCACAGAGGUGGAGAGGCUGA